AGACCCGAGUGACAGAGAAAGCCUGGUCUCUAGACAUGAACACCAAGGGAAAUCGACUCAGUAUGCAGCUGUUUUCAACAUAGUCAAUUCUGUUAUAGGAUCCGGAAUAAUAGGGUUGCCUUACUCAAUGAAGCAAGCCGGAUUUCCCCUGGGCAUACUACUUUUAUUCUGGGUCUCAUACAUUACAGACUUUUCCUUAGUUUUACUGAUAAAAGGAGCAGCCCUCUCUGGAACAGACUCCUACCAGUCUUUAGUUAACAAGACCUUCGGCUUUCCGGGGUACCUGCUGCUCUCUGUCCUUCAGUUUCUGUAUCCUUUCAUAGCUAUGAUAAGUUAUAACAUAAUAACUGGAGAUACUUUGAGCAAAGUUUUUCAAAGGAUCCCAGGAGUUGAUCCUGGAAGUUUCUUUAUUAGUCGAUACUUCAUUAUUGUGGUUUCAACGGUUACAUUUACUCUGCCUCUGUCAUUGUACCGAGAUAUAGCAAGGCUUGGAAAGAUCUCUUUCAUUUCUACAAUUUUAACAACACUAAUUCUUGGAAUAGUAAUGACAAGAGCAGUUUCCUUGGGGCCAAUCAUACCAAAGACAGAUGAUGCUUGGAUAUUUGCAAAGCCCAAUGCCAUCCAGGCUAUUGGGGUGAUGUCUUUUGCAUUCAUUUGCCACCACAACUGCUUUCUGGUCUAUGGUUCUCUGGAAGAGCCCACAGUAGCUACAUGGUGCCGGAUCAUUCACACAUCCAUCUUAGUUUCCGUAUUUAUCUGUGUGGUCUUCGCUACGUGCGGGUACUUGACUUUCACCGACUUCACUCAAGGAGACUUAUUUGAAAAUUACUGCAGAGGUGAUGACCUGGUGACCUUUGGAAGGUUCUGUUAUGGCAUCACUGUCAUUUUGACAUACCCGAUUGAAUGCUUUGUGACCAGAGAGGUAAUCGCCAAUGUGUUUUUUGGUGCAAAUCUUUCAUCAGUGUUCCAUAUCAUCUUAACAGUGGUUAUCAUCACUGUAGCCACGCUGGCAUCAUUGCUGAUUGAUUGCCUUGGAAUAGUUUUAGAACUCAAUGGUGUGCUCUGUGCGGCUCCUUUGAUUUUUAUCAUCCCCUCAGCAUGUUAUCUGAAAUUAUCCGAAGGACCAUGGACACAGUCAGAUAAGAUAAUGGCCUGUGUCAUGCUUCCGGUUGGCGCAGUGGUGAUGGUCGUGGGCUUCGUCAUGGCUAUCACCAAUCCUCAGGACUGCACCCACGGGCAGGAAAUGUUCUACUGUUUUCCUGACAUCUCCCCCACAAACAUCUCCCAGUCUCACGUGCAACCGACAAUACAACCUUCCCUUUGGAACCUCAGCGUCUUCCAGUGAGCCGGCUACUUUAAAGAAAAUGCGUGUUCUCUGAGAUGCCGAUGCCUCGUCCUA
Messenger RNA from Psammomys obesus (fat sand rat), 1399 nucleotides. It is a transcript of the gene Slc38a11, whose product is annotated as solute carrier family 38 member 11. The transcript has 11 exons. Bases 128 to 1345 code for a protein of 405 amino acids. The record is from RefSeq and is a predicted model, not a curated record. Gene Ontology annotation, biological process: amino acid transmembrane transport. Lineage: Eukaryota; Metazoa; Chordata; Mammalia; Rodentia; Muridae. Gene Ontology annotation, molecular function: amino acid transmembrane transporter activity.